AUGUUGACCGUUGCUACUUCCUUAAUGCAAGGGGAAUCUCACGCUAAAUUCAACGACGUUGACGUGCCUCAUCCCCGCUCCCGGUUCCCCACAUGGAGCUGUCGGCCGGAUGGCAAUCACUUCCCAUCGAUCGAGACUACCCCGGCAGUCUGGUAAGCUUCCAUUACCCAAGUGAAAUUCAGGAUACCUACUUAGGUAGGUAGAUGGGAUGAAAUAUUUCCGGGGAACGCCUAGUUCAAUACCAGCUAGCUAUUCCUGCUCUUAUUUUAGAUUUCGCCUAAUCCCCCUUUCAAUCGUCUGAUCCUCCACUUUAAUUCUUUGUUAUGCAGAUCGACCAAAAUCUUACCAACAGCACCAUUACAUCACCUAUAGUCAAGAUUCACCAAUUUUGCUAUAGUGAAAUAUUAUUAGAAAGGUACAAUAGCAAGUUAUUCGAGUUCUAGAGCUCCACUCCAAACUUCGUCCUCAUCUCUCUUAUUCCGUUGACACUUUUACACCCCUCGUACUACGGAUAUGAACCGCGCAAACCGAAGAUCAUGACAGAAACAGAAGCCAACUCAUCCAGCUUUUCGCCAUUCUCUUGCCUACCCCCUGAACUACGUGAUCAGAUAUGGCAUGACGCUCUACCUGGCCAGUUCGGGCCAGCCAUUUUCAUCUACAGAAAAGGGUUUUGGCGGCCCCGACGUCUAACAGAGUCGGACGAGGGAUUUGACCCUUCCAACGACGAGCACAACCUGAACUUCGAGUUUCGUUACGACCUGUUAGAUGAUAUCCAAUUCGAGCUACCGCUAGCCUUUGUCAACCGCGAGGCCCGCAACAUCGCCCUAGCGUGGGCUCGCGAACAAGGCUUCAAGAUGCGGCCUCGCAAGGGCGGGCAGUACCCCCUCUUCUGGCGCCCCUUCGAACCAUCUCGUGAUGUGCUGUUCGUCCCCUUUGACAAAUGGGACGAGUUCCGCUGCGAGCCUGACGACCGGCUGUGGGAGCCGGACCUGUAUGGGCAGCUCGUGAGCAUCGAAACGGAGCCCACGCGCAUUGCUAUACCGGAAGCACUCUUCCGCAAAGAGGACGCAUUAAUAUCGGGAAUGUUCCGAUAUUUCUACCAUAUGGAAGUGCUCCUGGUUGUCGUCAAUGAGGAGCCGACCCCGAUACCUGCUGGUACAGCGGAGCGGUGGGAGUUUGAGAGCGUACCGAAAGGGUCGUUCUUCUGGGAUAGCGAGAAUGGGUGGACUGAAAGCGGUGGUGAAGACCAUGUCGGCGAGGAAAACCCGUACAAGUUAACGGAAGCGUUAAUCGACGAACUAGACGACGAGCUUCCCUCGAAUGACAUUACCAAGUUUGAGAUCCGGCACGUAAUUGCAGUUAAAAGGUAAGCAGAACUUGCUUGGUUAGGUGGUAUAAUGGGUUUUAUUCAGUAUAUUGUUAGAAGAUACCAGUUAGGAAAGGAGGGUCUAGAAUUGAAAGGGGUAUGGAUAGAAAUAUAUAUGUAUGAGAUUGAAUGAAAGGGGUCGAUCUCAAGUGGAGCUUACCAAAGAAUUCUGGUCCAUAGCAAUGGGAUCGAUAGUAACUACCGCUGUAUUGGAGUAUAUUAUAGGAUAGAUGUCUUUGUAAAUGAACAUCAUUAGAUACUAGAAGCUGCACUGAGCACCUACCUAUCCUACACCUAUCUACUCACAGUUGUCGGGAUGUAGGUAUCCGGCCUUAAGCGUCACAGCAAGAAAAGACGUCAAAAUCUAAGUGCCUCAAGCAUGGUACUUUUGGAACUUACCUAGUCUUGGAAAACCACGCGGCUUACAUGUUACUUAGCAUGUAAUUGAGGCUGGAUUCUCCUGAUUGGCUGGGUACAUCUUCGAAAAUCCCGUGCCAUAAUCACACAGCGCUCAAGUAAUCGCAGUUCGUCUGUCUUGACUUAACCUUCAAUUCAAAAGAACAAAACCCGUCGUGUAGAAUUUGGUAUCCCUGUUCAUCAUUCAUAGCCAUAUUGGUUCCAAUGAUCACUUUAGCCGGCAUAGGUACGACACAGCAGUUAUUGACCUUCUUGCUUAGAUGUCUUGGUGAGGCGAUAGCUUCUCAAACGUUGGUAAGUGACCCAUCGUAAUAGAUGUUAGUGAAAAUG
Messenger RNA from Annulohypoxylon truncatum, 2113 nucleotides. RefSeq lists its product as uncharacterized. Lineage: Eukaryota; Fungi; Ascomycota; Sordariomycetes; Xylariales; Hypoxylaceae. The coding region runs from base 537 to 1370 and encodes 277 amino acids. The record is from RefSeq and is a predicted model, not a curated record. The transcript has a single exon.